Aedes albopictus (Asian tiger mosquito) is the source of this 2037-nucleotide messenger RNA. RefSeq lists its product as uncharacterized. The record is from RefSeq and is a predicted model, not a curated record. The transcript is spliced from 4 exons. NCBI's taxonomy places the organism in Eukaryota, Metazoa, Arthropoda, Insecta, Diptera, Culicidae. Gene Ontology annotation, cellular component: SCF ubiquitin ligase complex. Gene Ontology annotation, biological process: SCF-dependent proteasomal ubiquitin-dependent protein catabolic process. Gene Ontology annotation, molecular function: protein binding. The coding region runs from base 180 to 1826 and encodes 548 amino acids.
UUCCUGUAUGUUUCUGGACAGCGAACACCUGUUGAUUCUUGUUUUCCCAAACAUCUCUGAAUGAGCAUGAGAAAAAUGCAACAUUACACAUGUUCGCUAUUUUUAACAUUGCGGAUGGAAAUAUUGAUCAAAUAAAAGUGAAAAACUGAUUAAUUCGCAUCCAACGGAUCCAAGCAAGCAUGGAAAUUGAAAAUCUUCCUAACGAGCUGUUAGAAAAGAUCUUCCGAUAUCUCUCUGCGGACGACCUGGAAAACGCAGCCUUAGUCUGUCUCGCCUGGAAGGACAUCAUCCUCACGGUCAUCAUUCCAAAAUAUGUGACAAUACACCUAAAACCGGUCCAUCCUGUCACCCAUGAACUGAUCCCGAUGCCCUCGUUACUAUCUUCACAAAUAAUGAAUACCUUUCCCAAGUCACACUACAAAAUCACGGUUCCCAAUGAAGAACUUGUCGAAGCACCGGAAUUCAUCGAUUUCUUCAAACACUGCGGACCGAACUUGAGGUCCCUUCAUCUUCAAGUCGUUCAGCUAUCCGAGGGAAUGCUCAAAGUCUUCCCAUACCUUUCAAACCUAGAAGAACUCUGUUUGACAACCGAAUCCGAUGAACUCUACGGUGCAAAACCCCAAAACCCUGAACUCUACCUUCCCUGCCUCAAAAACCUGAAAUCCCUCAAGUUCUUCAUGCCCAACUACUUCAUGCUCCUCAACGCACCCCUCCUGUCCUGUUCCCUCUCCAUCCUCUGCUUAGAGCGCUUCGAAGUAGAACUUCGGCACCUAAAACCCAUCCUCCACCAACACGCAUCCACCCUGCGCGAGGUCACGGUCAAGGUUGAGGAAAUGAAACCCUUCCUCCAGUACCUCAACUCCCUCCCCGAUCUCAAACUGCGCAAACUCAACAUCAAGAGCGGCGGCAACGAGGACGACUUCACCGAUGCCCUCAUCCAGCUGUUUUACCAGCAACCUCAGCUUCGCAUCCUCCGUAUCGGAUCCGAACUAUCUCUCCGCGCCGUUUCCCAAAUUCCUCGGAUGCUCCCGGACCUGCAAGAACUGGAGCUGAUCGCCGAGAGCAUCCACGACUGCAAGGCGUUCGCCGAGUUGAAGCACCUCCGCAAGCUGACCAUGUCGCUGUACGACGUCCGCGCUUGGGACGAAUCCGCUUCCAUCGGGAGCGUCGUGGACUUCUCGCUUUCCGUUACGUUCCCGCUCAUAUCGCCGGCCGUUUUCUGCUCCUUUCCCAAUGCGAGGAGCUUCUACCUGGAGGACGUUGACGACGAUACGCUCAUGCGGGACAUCAUCGUGGUGCAGACGUUGAUGGAGCGGGUUCAACGGGUGGAACGGCUCGACUUGGAGAACUACGUGCUAAAAGAACGCGAAAUCCUGAACGACAGCGUACAGCGCUUCGACACGAUCGAAGGCCUGCGUAUGCUGAAAUACAGCUGCCGGGACAUGUCGGACGCAUCGUUGUUGACGAUGGCACUACCGGAAUUGCGGGAACUACACCUCACCCACUGUCCACGGGUAACGUUCAAGGGCGUUUCGUUUCUGGUACGCAACUGUCCGUUGAUCGAGACGCUACACGUGGAGUAUAACAAGACGGGCUUCAACGACGAUUGUAUGGACGUUAUAACGAGGAAGUUGACGGGGCUUCGGCGACUGUAUCUGGUGAACUUGAAGGGACUGACCAAUGAGAGCGUGGAACACAUACUGACGAACUGUAGGUCGUUGAGGGAACUAACAUUCUCGUACUGUAUUGGCAUAACGAUGGACAAGGCGGAAGCUAUUGGGAAGCUGAGCACGCUGAAGACGCUACGAAAAUUGAUCUUUAGCUGAACUACAUACGCUGGGGAAUUCAACUCGUUGGUUUGUCGGAGAUAUCGCAAAGUGUUGCUAUGAAUUAGCUCGAUAGUAGAUCACGGAGGCUUCCCGUACUUGUAAACCAAUAGUUAAGUUUAUUAUCUGAUUGUUAAACCCUUUCUAGUAGAUUUAACAUGUUUCAUAAUAAAUCAUGCACAACAGCUUUAAAAUCGGAAAUUUAUUCAAA